This is a messenger RNA of Malaya genurostris, 2929 nucleotides long. RefSeq names its product E3 ubiquitin-protein ligase MSL2 (gene msl-2). The coding region runs from base 211 to 2433 and encodes 740 amino acids. The record is from RefSeq and is a predicted model, not a curated record. Gene Ontology annotation, molecular function: ubiquitin protein ligase activity. The transcript is spliced from 4 exons. Lineage: Eukaryota; Metazoa; Arthropoda; Insecta; Diptera; Culicidae. Gene Ontology annotation, cellular component: MSL complex.
CGUUCUGCUGUCAAACACAACAAAAACUACGUUCUUUUUGUUUGUAGUCGGUCGCGUUCGGGACGGAAAAUCACAAAAGUUAUUUGCUAUUUACACCCGUAAACAAGUGCCGUUGAUGUUUACCGUACCGGCAAACGUGCGCGCCGGUUCCGUGGCCUAGAUGUUACAGCAGUGGAGCAGCCCCCAAACAAUAAUAGCAGGUCAUACGCGAUGAAUCCGGUUUCGCUGUAUAUCACAACCUCGCGGCUAGUGUUCCAAAGCGGUUGCGAUGGGAUUGGCGAAGGUGGCAACGGUGCGGAUUCUGUCGCCACCGGUGGAGGUAACAGCAUCAGCAACAGUAGUGCUUUUGCCGAUCUGAACCGACUACUGCCGUACCUGAGGAAGAGUUUAAGCUGUGCCGUUUGCUGCCGGUUACUAAUCGAACCGCACACACCGGCUGAACUGAACUGCCAGCACCAUGUCUGCCGGAGUUGCGUCGGCGAACGGAAGAAACUCAAACCGUCCUGCGUUUCCUGUAAGGACUACAAUAGAUACGUGGAAAAUACCCAACUGAGAAUGCUACUGCAAUGUUACAAGAGCAUCUGCGAGUACAUCAAAACAAAACCAUUUUUCGCCGAAAUCCGGAGACAAGCAACCGGAGUGAAUGGCAUUUCGGUGACGGUAGUUGGACAAGGUGGUAGCAUCGGAGGGAUGAGUGCGGGUGGACAGCAACAGCAGGGCACGAUUUCGGUUCCCAGCAAUCUUUGGGAACUGAUUGAGGAGGGAGCUCUGUUUCAGGACAACUAUCGAUGCAGUUCGGGACUUACAAAAUCGGCGUACUCCAUUCUUCCCUGCAUUUAUCCGGCACCGCCGGUCACACUGAACGUCCCAUCGACACCGCCCGCAUCCGCAACAGGUCCACAGCAGAUGAUCAUCACCUCCAACAGUGGAGGUGUACAAAUGCAAGCAAAAAUCUUGCCAGCUACCUCCGGUCUUGAAAGUCAACCGUACACGGUUAGUGCCUGCCCGAUCACUAUCAUCGAUAAGCAACAUUUGCAAAAUCAGACGCAGAUUCAGCAACAGCAGCAGCAACAGCAACAACAACAACAGAAAGAGAUUAAAUUCCGAUCCGCGCCCAUCAAAACUGUCUCGAACGGAUCGACCAUGUAUUCGGUUCUGUAUGCCGGCAACGGAAACAAAAUCACCAUCAAACGAAAGACGGAUCCACCGCACGUUCAACGGCGGGCCACGCUGCAUACUCUGGACAAAGACGGUCAGAUAAAACUAGCCAAAACACUGGCGGAAAAUUCGGCAACCAUUGCCAGCUUCAAGAUGCCUCCGACGGCAACGGCAACACCGAUUCCGGUGGUCACCGCAAGCAAUACUAGUGUCAACAAGCAAACCGCAAAACAACUGCUGAAGAGACGCGGUUGUCGAUGUGGCAAUGCAACGGCAACCCCCGGUAAACUGACGUGCUGUGGCCAACGGUGUCCGUGCUACGUGGAAUCGAAAUCCUGCAUCGACUGUAAGUGCCGUGGCUGCCGGAAUCCACAUCGUGCCGAUGGUAUGAAGGUUCGCCCACACAUUCCAGAACUGCAAAACAUCGAAAUCAACCUUCACAACGCAAACGCCGGCGAAAGUAUCAGCACAGCGACCACCACUGUGCUGACUUCUCAGGUGAGCAGCAGCGGUGUCGGUGUCGGUGGUGGCAUUGCCACGAUCGCUUCCAUCAAUUCUCCAUCGCAACAAUCGUCGUCGGUUCUGGUCGGAACGAAAAGUCUCGCCCAGUACGGUAUUUCCGGUACGGCGGGUAGUUCGACACUGAAGAUCACACCGACGUCGAUAGCGAAUGUGCUGACCAGUAGCGGCGAUGGCAUGGAACUUGGACCAAGCGGUGGGCUGCUGGAUUCCAAUGGUUUCAGUUAUCUAACACCGGCCGCAGCUAGUCUGGAUUCGAGUGGGAUGGUAACGGGAUCGGUUGUCGGUGGAGGAUCAACCACACAGUAUACGGUUCCGGGUAGUAGUUUGACCAAUGGUGGAACCAUUCACGUGGUCGGAGUUUACACGACUCAUCUCGGAGAUGUCAGCUGCAGUCCUACCCUGUCGAACAUGAUUCGAACGGACAGUGGCCUCAGCAGUCUACUGACCCAUAAGCCUCCGGAUGCACUGCUUACGCAAACGUCCCUCAACACUCUGAACCUGGGAACGCCGACUACUCUUCUGGGGCACUCACUAUUCAAUCCCACUACAACGACGACGACGACGAUGACGCCUGCUGUCGGGAGUGGCGGGGGUGUUGUUGACCACCACAGUUCGGCCAGCAGUAGUAUGGAUCUGACCGGGAUGAGCGACGGCACCGGAAUCGACAUCAGCGAUCAGCUGGAUCUUGGUGGAGCGAAUCUAAUCACCAUCGAUGGACCGCUGGACGAUCGGUUGCACGCGGAUGAUGUCUGAGGCGGUGGUAGUGUCCGUUGUGUGUUCGUGUGUUUCUGUGUAUGUGUGUUCGUAUGCUCGUAGGUAUGUGUGUAGAUACAAACAGGAAUCAUCCUACUUUUCACAAUUUUUUUUUUACGGUAUAAUCGUACAUUUUUAACAUUACUUGUUUAAAUGUUUUAGUUCUUACCGUUUCUGUUUUUCGGAACGGAGACGACUUCGGCCGGAAUUGCAUUAGGUUUCUCUGCUAAUUUGUCGAUAUCUAUAUACUAAGUGGUAGGUUAUUUGCUGUAUUGUAUUAUGAUUACUCUUAUUGGUGUACAUUACGAAACAAGAAGGAGAAACGUACAAUUUGCAGUGUCAGUAGUGAGAUGUUCGUUUUUUUAGAGCCCUCCCAAACCCUUCCCGCUGAAAUGAGUAACACAAUCGUCGCCUUUCCAAAAACAGUUAAUAUAGAAGGUCUCUCCCGAAUGUUGGAAGUAAUUAUGCGUAAAUAAAAAAGCAAGUCCAAUUUUGA